AUGGUAAGACGUUUCUUCGAAUCAAGGAGUAGUAAGUCUAAGGCUGGUUCAAAAGAUAAAAAGGUCGAAGAAUCUACUUUGGCGGAUGAUUUUGUUGAAAUUUUGGACCUGAAUGUUGGAAGUUCUAAGCCUCCAGACCCAAAACCGUCUGAUCCUAAACCAGAGAAAGUAGGAAGUGAGUCAGAUUUGCUUAUAUUUACCCAAGAUUCAACUUUUAAAGAACCCCUAAAGGAGAUCGCAAUUGAUGCAGUUCCAAUGGACUUUACUGAUACCACCCCUCAGUCAGUAACUGACACAGAUAAACUAACAUCAACCUCAUUUGACUCCAAAGUAACACUAAGUGCUGAACAGUCUGAUGAACUUGAUUCACUGGAUUACUUGGACUUUGAAUCUGCUGCUUUUGAAGAACAUAAAAAUAGAGAACGACUUGAUUCUUUUUCAGAAAAUGAUUCACUUCCUGGCUUUCCACCUUCAGAAACUAAGCUUAUUCCUGAGCCAGAAGACACAGAUAAAACAGAUUUAACUAAGGAAGAGUUUAAAGAGACAGAGUUUACCAAAUUUUAUGAUAAUUUGUAUUCAACAGAACUUCACGGGGACACUAUAGUGGGCGCUUUUAUCAUUAGUCACAGGGAUUCAAAGAGUGAAUACCUUUUUUCAUACCCUCCAAUAUUGAAUCCGAAUCAGAAACAUGAUACCAAGUCACUUAAAGUUCAAUACAAAACGGAGUCCUAUACUGCAAAUAGGGAUACUGAUUCUGAACUACAGUCAUGUUUACAUUUAUUGCCAGAGUUAGCGUUAGGAGCGAAGAAGAGUAAUUCUCUAGUCGAUUUUGUCCAUUUCGUGCUUCCAACAGCAGCUACUAAUGUUCUUUAUGGAACAAGCUAUGUAAUCCAAUUAGCAGAAGAAAUACAAUUAAAAAAUGGAGAACCUGAAAAAAAUUUAUCAGAAUCACUAGAACCAACUGAAACAACGGAACAAACUGAACCAACUGGUAAUGAAAAUGAAAAUGAAAAUGAAGUGAAAGAGAAAAAUGAAGAACCAGUUUUAGUUGAUACGGGUUCUGAUGAACCACCAAAGCCAAUUGUUAAGAAAACUAGUUCUCAGUCACCUAAUGGCCAAUUUGUUGCUAUAUGUCUGGUAUAUAAAGUGCCAUUCUUCGGACUAAUAGGAUCAAGACUAGAAUACUUAGCUCAAGCUUAUUUUGAUAAUAAGAACUUUUAUGAUCACUCUCUGUUAUUAUCAUUUGUGGAGCAUGUGAACAGGAAUGAUAAAGUCGAGGAUUGGAGUUACGAAUCUUUGUUCUUUAAUUUGGAGUAUCACUUUAAGCCCUUUUCACUAUGUUUAUCAUACAGGGCAUUGUUGUUUUUGUUAAAGUCUGUUCUGACAGAGCAGAGAAUUAUGAUAUAUUCAGAAUGCGCAGCUAGGACAAGCACUUGUAUACUGUCACUAUUAACUAUGAUCCCGUGUGCAAGUUCACUGAAUUUUAACUCUAAGGCAUUUGGAUCACUUUGGUUUAACUGGAAAAAGUAUGGAUUCCCACUGGACCUUUUCAGAUCAGAUAACCCAAUUUAUCCAUACUUUACAGAAUCAAUGCCUCCGUUACUGAAUAAGAUGUCGGGAUACUUGAUUGGAGUUAGUGAUUUGAAGAUUCUGAAUAAGCUUAGUAACCCGCCGACAUUGAUUUUUGACUUGGAAGAGGAGAUAAUUAGACUGAGAACUAGAGAACUUUUGGGUUACUAUUCCCCUUCAUUCUAUGAAAUAAGCUUCUUUGACGAUUUCGAGCUAUUGGAUGAACUUGAAAUUGAUGAUGAGCCUUUGAAAAUGGUCAUGGACACCAGUGAGAACAUAUUCCAUUUUGUGGGAGAUUAUCUAUCGCGAGCUCCUUCAACUAUCAUAGAACUGGGCGGAAAGGCGAGUAAGAUAUACCACAUGGGAAGGAGACUGGGAAUGAGAAGGCACAAGGAGAGUUAUUUGCGUCUAUUUGAUAUAUAUUUUCCUGGAGCACUGCCUAAAUUUCUUAGGUUCUCGAAAAAAAAGUCAAAAUCCAAAAAGAAAAAAGAAAAAGAGCCCGAAAAAACUGGAGAAACCGAGGGAAAAGAUGAAGAUGUUGAGAAGGAUGAUUCAAAGGAGGAAAGGGAUGAUGAUGUGGAUAAAACUGAAGACACUGGGGAACCUGUUGAAAAGGCUGAUACCAUAGAAAGGGAUCAGGACCUGGAAAAAACGGUAGAAACUGUAGGAAAUCAAGAAGACCUAGUUAAAAUGGAACAAAAUGAUGAAGAAGAGGAAGAAAAAAUGGCUCAAAGUGAUGGUGAGCUAGAUAAGCCCGGACAACCUGAUGGUGAUAAGGAAGAUGUGGAUAAAUUUUCAGAUGUUGGUGAGAAUGAUGUGGUGGGAGCACAAGAUAGAGCAUCGGAAUAUAAAAAGGUUAAAGGGUUUGAUCCGCUUGGAGAGUUAAAAGCUCAAUGGGAUGAGUUAACAAAGAUAGUUGAUGACGAUCCUAACCCUUCACAAGUAGUGAAAGAAGAAGAGGAAGUGAGUUCAGUAGAAGAAAAUCCAACCUUUACAUUCGAUGUAAUGUUUGAGAAGAUGAUGAAGAGGAGUACUAAGUAUACAUAUUUAGGAUAUGUUCAGUAUUUACAGUAUGAGGAUGUGAAGGACCGAAAUAAGGAAAUAGAAUAUGCAAUUUUAACGAGAAUUCAACCCUUGAGAGACUUUUUACUCAAAUUUCUCAAAUCAUUCGCGUACGCAGGAGGGAAAGGAAGACGACCAUAUCAUCUGGUAAUGGACUUUUUUUUCGAAUUAGACUCUGUUAUUGAUUUUAAUAACCCAGUUGACGGUGUGUAUAUUGUUAGAGGAGAUAAGUAUUUGAGAGGCUCUAUGCAGGAAUUACCAGAUUCUGAUGUUGAGGAUCAUCAACCUAUAGAUGACGCACAGAGAAAAUCGUAUAUAAUGGAAGGAGAUCAGGAAGUAAAGAUUAAACUCCCAUCGAUCCUUGCCACACAUAUUGUGGAGAUCCAGAACAACUAUUCUCUAGACUUUGUAGAACUAUGGAUACAAACACACAAUUUUAAGGAUUUUUAUAUGAACCAUAACCUAGAAGUUUUCAAUGAACCUGUGUUCUACCUUAGCCAAAACGUAGCUAAAUAUACAUAUCCCAACGGAGAUUUCUACGUUGGAGAACUUGUAGACAUGCUCAGAGAUGGGAAAGGAUCAUACGUUUCCAAAGACGGUUCUAGAUAUGAUGGGGGAUGGUUACGUGAUAAAAGACAUGGAAAAGGAACUUUAAUAACAAAUGAUAUCAAAUACACCGGAGACUGGUUAAAUGAUAAGAAACAUGGAUUUGGAAGAUUAGAAACGAGAACAUAUACAUAUGUGGGAGAUUUCAGACAUAACAGAUGCCAUGGCAAUGGAACAAUGUCGUAUAAAAAUGGAGUGAAACAAAAGGGUGAAUUUAAGCAUGGAAAGUUCGAAGGGAAAGGGAUGAUGACGAUGCCAGACGGAUCAGUAAGGAUGGGGAAUUUUAAGAACGGAGUGAUAUUUGGAGUAUGCUCAGUGAUAGAUAAGACAGGAAGAGUGUAUGUGGGACAAUUACAUGGAGACUUGUUCCAUGGAAAAGGCAUUUUGAAGUAUAAUAAAAGCACAUCAUUUGAAGGAUACUGGGUUAAAGGAAGAAGAGUUAACCAGGGUAUGAUAAACACCAUAAUAUCCGGGUCACCCUUGAGAGUUGAAGCUGUGUGGCAAGAUGAUAACAUGUUGAUGAAUGAGGUAUCAAUUAAAUUCCCUAACGGAUUCAAGUAUAACGGAAGCUUGAGGUUUUAUCCACACCAAACCUUAGAUAUGAAUGAGCUUAAGGACGAUUUGGAGUUUAUGAAGUUAGACCCCAUGAUCAAUGAAGAAGAUUUGAAGCUAUUUGCACAAGAGUUUGAUAAACUCGAUAAUAAGCUGUUACCUCAUGGACCUGGAAUAUAUAAGGACACUAAAGGAGAAGUGUAUAAUGGGUUAUUCUUUUAUGGUUCUAAGCACGGAAAUAUGUCACAAGUGUUUCCAAACGGAAUUAUAUACACAGGGCAGUAUCACUUGGGAAGAUUGCAUGGAAGAGGAACAUUCCAGUUGUUGACGAAAAGAACACUAGAAGUUAAGUUCAAUAGAGGAAAUCUAGAAACUGAUUUGGAUGCACAAGAUCAUUCAUACAUAAAACAAUUCUUGGAACAGGAUUAUCCAACAUUCGUGGAGGAAUUUGUAAAGUAUAAAUUAGACUCUUUGUUAGAUGUAAUGAGAAGAUCAAACAUACUAGGAGUUAAUAUGUAAUUUCUAUUAUUACAUUUAAAUUAAGAAUUAUCUUAAGAAUUCCAUUGAGAAUUGUACGGUUUGGAUAUAAAGUUGAUGUUAUAUUCUUUUAACUCCAAUUCUGCACAAAAUCGAAGCCUCUAAUCCCCCAGGGAGUCUAAGCUCUUCUUGUGUAAUUUUAAAUUCCUG
This is a messenger RNA of Theileria parva strain Muguga, 4476 nucleotides long. It is a transcript of the gene PIP5K7, whose product is annotated as MORN repeat family protein. The record is from RefSeq and is a predicted model, not a curated record. Lineage: Eukaryota; Apicomplexa; Aconoidasida; Piroplasmida; Theileriidae. The coding region runs from base 1 to 4308 and encodes 1435 amino acids. The transcript is spliced from 8 exons.